UUAUUACUUCACCUUCAAAGUAUCUCCGGUUCUUCAAUUGAGUUGAGCUGUAGACCUCUUCCCGGGAUGAUGGUUAGUGUUUUUUGUUAUUGUCGGUUCUCUCUUGGGUGUUCAGAGUUCAGGCUCCAGAGUACAGUGCUCCAGGUCCAGGAGUCUGCAAGCCCUGCAGAGUUCUUCCUCUCCUCUCAUCAAAAGAAGUUCCCUCUUUUGCAUCUCGUGUCAUGGAAGUUUCCGGAACAAUUGGAUCGGAGGCUAGCAAUGGGUUCCACAUCCAACCCCGGAGAAAACGUCCAGCAACCGGCAAACGGUGUGUCUUUUAAAAAAGCGAUGUCCGAGUUUGAUGUGGAGCUGUUGAUUACUGCAGUUUGCAACCGACCUGCUCUUUGGGAUAAAAGUCUUGACAUCUACAAGGACCGGAAUGAUGUCGCCAAAAGUUGGAUGGAAGUUUGCAGAGUGAUCAAAGAAGAUUUCGAAGCUUUAACCAUUUCCCAACAGAAAAAGUUUGAUGUGCUGUUUGAGAACCUUGACGUGGAACUCAUCAAAACUGAACAAUCAGUUAGAUAUUGAGAAGAAUCGUGAAGAGAUUAGCCAGAAUCUCACGCGGAAGGAAGUGGGCCAACAUUCACAAACAGAGCAAUCACUUCAGAAGGAAGUGGGCCAUUUACAAGUCUUUUGGGGAUACUCAAUGGUGGUGGUCCAAAUGCCUCCACUACCAUUGAAGCUUCUGCAAGAUCCACUGGAGAUGACCGGAUGCCUCGGCUCUGAUGAAGUGUUAUAUUGAGUCCAUUGAUCAGGAAUGAAACUGGUGCUAUUUUUUUGAGUCCGGCAACAACCUCUAGAGCUUGAUACUCAGAUUUUUGGAUUUUCUCAUCAAGAUGCCUUCCACUCCCAGUUGCUUCACAGGCGAUCUCCUUCGAGCCAUGGAGCGCCACUGUACAGCUGAGAGAGGAGGCAGGCUUUCCUUACCCGGUGGCAGUCUGAAAGGGUGGAGCGGAGUGGUUAAGCCGUCGUCUUCAGCCCCGGCACAGCCAGCCGAACCUACCCCCAUCUGAGCCAGAUCCAGACCCAGAGAAGGGUCUGGGAGGCUGCUCUAGGUUCCUCCCGCGCACCCGGUGGGAGAUCCUCCAGUCAUAUUGUCCGGGGAGGAGGAUGAACCGUCUCCAUCUUCAGCUAUUGAAGGAAGUAUUGAUGUGGUAGUAGACGACUCGGCUACCAAAGAAAGUAGAGUAGAUGUGGUCGGUUUGGAAAACCUCAACUGUGACUUAAAACCGGAACCAUUGGACUGAGACUUGUUAAUUCCAUUUUUUUAAUCAAAAGAUCUGGAGGAAAAUGGCCAAAUAAUAUUGUAAAUAUGUAAAUAACCUAUGUAAAUGAAACCUUUUUAAAUAAUCUAUGUAAAUGUAAAUAAUUAUAAUAAGUGGACAAGAUGGCGAACGUUGAAGCUAGAAUAUCAUGUGGUUGAAGUGGGAGAUGACUAUCUAGUCAAAGAUAACAAACGGAUUCUACGAGAAUCUGUUGAUGGUAAAGGAAACGACCGCGAUCUUUAGCAGAGAAGGAAUAAGUGAUAGGAAAAUUCCGUUUUAGUGCAGAAGUGAAAGGAGUAGUGGCUAAACUGGAAAUAGUUGUGGCGGGAGAGGUCUAUGGGUUUCUCCGUACCACAGGUUUAUAUGACCUAAGCCUGUGGGAGCCUCUUCCCCAAAAAAGAGUGA
Molecule: messenger RNA, 1709 nt
Organism: Nilaparvata lugens (brown planthopper)
Lineage: Eukaryota; Metazoa; Arthropoda; Insecta; Hemiptera; Delphacidae
Exons: 7
Coding region: 67-567 (166 amino acids)
Source: RefSeq, a predicted model, not a curated record